AUGGAAAUGGCACAAUUUCAUCUACCUUCAUCGCUCGAUCUGACAGACCGUAAUGUGGCACAUAGCUUUAAGAAAUGGAAACGUCAGUUACAAGUUUAUAUGGAAGCUAGUGGGAAUAAUAACAAGCCGAAGCAGCGACAAACGGCUGUUAUAUUACACUGUGCAGGCCCGCAAGUCCUUGAGGUUUAUGAUCAUUUUGAAUUUGAAGGAGAAAAUGACAAAAAUGAUCCUGUUAAAGUGCUCGAAAAACUAGAGGAAUAUUGCAAUCCACGACAAAAUGAAGUUCUGCAAUCCUUUCGCUUUUGGCAAGUACCCUUCCAAGAACCUUUUCACACAUUCCUAACAAAGUUGUACUCUUACGCUGAUUCAUGCAAUUUCAAGGAAAAAGAAAGAAUGAUACGAGACAAGAUAGUCUUCACUGUAACCGGUAAGCAACAAGAACUGUUAUUACGAGAGACUAGUUUAGACUUAAAGAAAGCUGUAGAAAUAUGCAAAGCUUAUGAGAUCACCUCGAGAAAUAAAAAGGAAAUGAGUGAAAGCAGUCAACUACAGAAGAUUGAGCAGAUAGCUGGCAAGAAAAGCUCAAAGUAUCCAUCAAAACAACAUCCUGAACAACAAAAGAACAGGAAUAACCCUCACAUCCUGAAGGAGUGCAAUUUUUGUGGAAAGUCUCAUCAAGCCAUUAAGACAAAGUGUCCCGCCUGGGGGAAACUCUGUAACCAUUGUAAAGGCAGAAACCAUUUUGAAGUCAAGUGCAAGAAAGUACACACACUAGAGACAAAGAGCAACUCUGAUGAAUCUGAUGACUCCGAUACCAACUGGCUUGCAACUGUGGAAGUUCCCAACAAAACCCGUGACAUUGAAUUUCACUACAUUCAAGGAAGUCAACUUGUUAUUGCCGACACCCACAGCCGAGCUUUUCUUGAUGUUCCUGACGCACAGGUGAGAGUCAUGAAAGUAAAUGCUUUGAAAGGAGUGCCAGAUGAGCGAAUCCGGGAGGUACAAGCGGCUACCGCACAGGACCAAUGUAUGCAGUCCCUGUUGAGCACUAUAAAAGAUGGUUGGCCAGAAAGCAAGAAGGAUGUACAAAAUGAUCUGAGGCCAUAUUUUGAUGUGCGAGACACAUUGAGCCAUCAAAAUGGAAUUAUCCUAAGGGGAGAAACAAUAGUUAUCCCAGCAUCGCUCCGUGACACCACAAAGAAACGAUUGCACUCUGCACAUUUGGGGUACAAUAGUAUGAAAAGACGAGCUCGAGACACCAUAUUUUGGCCCGGAAUGGCAAAAGAAGUACGACAGCUAGCAGAGAACUGUGAGGCUUGCCAGCAACCUUGGAAUAAGGUUGGAAUUGACCUUUUCGAGAUCAAGGGAAGAGAUUAUCUAGCCACGGUUGACUAUUUCUCGGGUUUCAUAGAAGUUGACCACCUAAGCACUGCCACAAGUAAACAGAUAAUCACCAAACUCAAAGGACAUUUUGCAAGAUAUGGCAUACCAAGUGAAAUGGUAACUGAUUGUGGUUCCCAAUUUAUUUCCUCCGAGUUCAAGACCUUCACCAAACACUGGGGAAUUAAGCAUGUAACAUCGUCACCCCUCCAUCACCAAUCGAAUGGAAAAGCGGAAGCUGCAGUUAAAACUAUAAAGCUAAUGAUGAAGAAGUCACUGCGGGACAACACUGAUCAAUAUGAGGCUUUACUUGAACUGAGAAACACGCCACGCCAGGGUACUGGACAAAGUCCAGCUAAAAUGAUGUUUGGUCGAGCAACACAAUCAUUCCUACCAGCCAUAUCGAACACAAAAUCAGAACGGGCGAGAAAUGCAACACAGAAAAGAGUAAGUUGUUGUUCUUAAAAAGCAUGGCGUGAAGGCCGCCUUUUAGUAUUAAACUAGAACUUAAUUGAGCUUAAUACAGACUUGUAGUCCUUUUAACACUAUACCAGCUGAAUAAAGAAUAGAAGUACGUGUCUUAUGCAGUAUAACAUAAUAAAAAUUAGUUUAGUUGUAUAUACACUUGGUGCAUUCUUUAUUUUUUGCAUACUAUGUUAUUUUCCAAUUGUAAAAUAAUGCACUACUUGUAUAUAUUUAGCGUCGCUAUACGUCUAGUUGUUAUUUGUAACAGUAAUGUACAACUUUACUAUGUGUCUAUGAGAAAGUAUUUAUAAGUCUUAAGAUUUUUUAUUUCCCUCUCAAUUUAUUUCCCUUUCUUUUAUUUCCCUUUAUUUUUUAUUUCCCUUUAUGUAACUGCGUGGUAAAUUCAAUCAAUUCAUUCAUGCUUAUACAUUAAUUCUAUUCAUUCAUGCUUAUCUAAUUCGUAAGCUCUGACCUUCAAUCAGUACAAAUAACGCGCUUUCUUUCACAAAGCAAGCAACGAGUUAGUUCCAGCCCCUAGGCCCUUUACUCGGCUGGCUUUGGCAGUUGUGGGUUUAGUGGCAUUUCUUCUAUAUUUUUCAGGAGGAUGGCGAAGUCCAACCUACCUUACAUGCGGAAAGAGAUUUGGUUCGAAACACCAUUUGCAAGUUUGUCAAUCAUCUGUCUGAAGACGAGAUUUCAGUCGAAGCAAGGCAACAAUUUUGUAGUUGCGUAAACUCUUUUAUCGAAGCGUAUGAACGAAAACUAAAGGAAAUAAAAGCAUUAAGAAACGUCAAUAAAAUAUGGAAACAGAAAGACGAAGAAACGAGAAAGAAAAUAAAGCAACUUGAACGACAGUUAGCUUCUAAAGUAUGCGAAGAGUGUGGACAAAAGGGAAUAACAGAACAAUUUGGUUCUUUGUCGGUGCAAGAUAAUAAAAAUGAGGUAAAUAAUUCCUAUUAUAUCAUGAUUCAGUCCGUUUUUCUUUGAUGUACCGCAGUGAAUAAAUUGCGUAUUACUCUGUAACUAUCAACCAAGAAAAACCACGCAAAAACAUACAACUUUCUUGGAAACAACUUAUUUCCCCUGGGAAUGUAUAUUUUCCCAACUGAGUGUGUAGUUGCUAAACAAGGCUGCUACAAACUCGACAAGCCCCUGAUCUCGUUUACUACUACAUAUCAUAACGCGAUACAUCUCUAGACGAGGAAGAGACAAUAUACUCUCUAGCCUAAGGUUCAUGCAUUAAACUCCACCUAGCACCAUGGAGGUGUCAUGAAUAUAUGUCUAUCCACUUGUUGGAAUCGACGUUUUAACUUUAAACUGAACUUCCAUUUGUUUUGCAGUCGUCAGGGUCGAGUGAAACAGAUGGCCGGCUGGUAAUCAGUAUGGAUACAGAUCAGAGAAGAAAAAGGCCACUUGAAAACGAAGAAAUUGAUGGAAAUGAAACGGACGUAAGUUUUCCAAAUCCCUAUAUUUUCACAAUUUCGUUGCUGUAAGCAUAGCCCUCCUUUCGUUAAGCCCCUUAUAUUUUAGAGAGUGCCAUUGCCUACCUUUUUUCCGGAGCUAAUUUCCACGCUUGGCAAACUAAAUUUGAAUAGUUUUCCAAAUUUUCUCUGCAUCCACUGAAAUUUAUUGUUUAAGCAAUGAAUCUUGGAUGCUGUAAUUUACAAUUAAGGUCAGAUUGGACUCUUAUAGUGUUAUGUUCAAUGUUUUCUUGCAGUCUAAUUCUGACGAGGAGUCACAAUUUCCAUCUAAAGCCGAUAUAAGAUGCCCUGUGGCACCUUGUGGGCUUGCUGCACUCCUGUACAUGUUUACCAUAAAGAAGAUCCACUUCUGCCCAACGAAAUUCAUUCAAAAAUACGGGGCAGUAACCCGUGGAAUGGCCCCAAGCUGCACGAAGAUCUUAAACAACCUUAAAAAUUUGCAUUACCUCACGAGAAUUUACGAAUGCAAAAACAUUACCGAAGGAAAACAUAACGAAAUACUAAAGGAAGCUGAAGAUGAAUUGAAUAAAUCGGCCCAAGAAGUAGGGUUAUUGUCGUAUUCAACUGCCGAAUAUAAUCAUUGUGUUACAGUAUAUAUUACAGCGAAGCAACCUCGAAUGCAAAUUUACGAUGCACACCUGAAAAAGGAGUAUAUCCAAGAUUUAAACCAAGUUCGUUGUCUUGAAUUAAUCGUUUUGAAUUAUCGGAAAGGCAAACGACCACUAAUUGUUAAGGAUUGGAUAGGCGAGUGUCAUACUGGUAUUUGCAAAGACGAGUUCCAACAGUUUUCAAGGAAUGAAAACCCCUCGUCACUGCUCAAUGUUUUGAAUGAAACCAACCGGGGGGUUUGA
This is a messenger RNA of Paramuricea clavata, 4177 nucleotides long. The record is from the annotation of a GenBank genome assembly. NCBI's taxonomy places the organism in Eukaryota, Metazoa, Cnidaria, Anthozoa, Malacalcyonacea, Plexauridae.